Molecule: messenger RNA, 1751 nt
Organism: Spea bombifrons (plains spadefoot toad)
Lineage: Eukaryota; Metazoa; Chordata; Amphibia; Anura; Pelobatidae
Gene: C8H19orf47
Product: chromosome 8 C19orf47 homolog
Exons: 9
Coding region: 146-1333 (395 amino acids)
Cellular component (GO): nucleus
Source: RefSeq, a predicted model, not a curated record
GAGGCCGGUGAGGGGCGAUAGGAAGUGGAUAGAGCGAGUUGAGAAGCAAGCAAAGGGGGUGAGGUCGGCGAGCGGCGAGAGGUGAGACCGUGGACCGGGGCUGAUUACGGCUGUAUUUUUCUCACGGCGGCGCGAGGUUCCCGUCAUGGCGUCGGUCACUUUAGCCACCUCGGAAUGGAUUAGUUUCUUCAAGGAAGCCGGAAUCCCCACCGGGCCGGCUGUUAACUAUGCGGUGACGUUUGUGGAUAACAGGAUCCAGAAGAACAUGCUGAUGGAUCUGACCAAGGAAAUCAUUAACGAGUUGGGGAUAACGGCCGUGGGCGACGUCAUUGCCAUCCUGAAACACGCCAAGAUCGUCCACAGACAGGAUAUCUGUAAAGCCAUGACGGAAACUCCGAGUCAGAACAGCAUGCAGGCAGAACUGCGCCGCAGCGCCAACAGCCCCGCCACGAGAAUGAUCGCUAAUAGCUUGAGCCGGGACUCUCCGCCAUCGACGCCGGUCCGCAGACCGGACACCAACACAUCCAAGAUCUCCGUCACGGUGUCUAACAAGGUGGCUUUGAAGAACGCGCCUGCAGUGUUGUCGCCCCCGUCUGAUGACGGUCCUGAUGGGGCAGUAAAACGCAGGAGAGUGACGGCGGAGAUGGAAGGGAAGUACGUUAUUAACAUGCCUAAAGGCACCACGCCGAGGACCAAGAAAAUCCUCGAGGAGCAGGCAGCCAGAGGCGGGGCGAGGACGUCCGUUUUCGACAGACUGGGAGCUGAAAGUAAAGCCGACGCGACUUCAUCCAGUAAACCCACCGGCGUCUUCAGCCGUUUAGGAGAGGCACGCCAGGAAGAGCCUCCGGCUGAGAGUGAUGAGGAUGGCAGCGUCCUGCAGUACGCGGGAGUCCUGAAGCGGAAGCCGGCUUCCAGAGAGAAGAUCGUUCCCGGCGUGACGAUCAAGGCCAGAGCCACCAGCUCCGAACCCAAGCCCGCCAUCACCACGAUGAGACGCCUGGCCAUCAAACCGCCGGCUACCGCGCCGGCUAAACUCUCCACAACCAAAAGCAGCAUGGCUCACCGGCUGGGCGCCGCGCCGCUGCCGGAUCUGGACGCCGAGAAGGGGAAAAAGCCCAAGGUAACGCCGCUAGCCCACCGUCUGGGGAAGCAGCCGACGGCCGCUCAGGAUAGCAAAGUCACCAGCACCAAGCCGCCGCCGUUCAGAGUCACCAUCAAGAGGACUAUUGGGAACGGCAAGGUGAGCAGCACCUGCGACAGCAGCAGCAACGCGCAGAUGGACAACGCCAACAACGUCAGCGUCUUCAAGCGGCUGGGGAGGAAAUCGGUAUGAGGGCCGUUUAAAGAGCUUUUAGAGACUGUCUCGCUCGUAGCGGGGGGCUGACACGGGGCGCCCCGAUCUCUCGCCUGUCCGGCGCCCCCGCAGCUGAGGUUUACUUGCCAUGUAGUUUUUAAGGCCCCCGGAUCUUUCGCAAACGAAGCGGAGUGACUUUUCCGACACCCUAUUUAUUACGCCGAUAAAAAUAGGUUCUAGGAAGGUUUCUGCAGCCUUUUUUUAUUAAAUAUUUUGCUAGAACGUUACACGUGUUUGGCGUGUUUUUCCCAGCGCUCGGUUUUGUCGGUCAGGGGCCUGAUUACGGCGGCUGAGGGCCGGUUGUUUGGGGCCAAACUGUGCCGAUGACCGUUCUCCCUCUAUAUAUAUCGUAUAAGCUGGGAAGCCUGACCUGGAUACUCCUCGCCUGAUAUAAACC